Molecule: messenger RNA, 1276 nt
Organism: Neofelis nebulosa (Clouded leopard)
Lineage: Eukaryota; Metazoa; Chordata; Mammalia; Carnivora; Felidae
Product: protein RER1-like
Exons: 1
Coding region: 91-681 (196 amino acids)
Biological process (GO): protein retention in ER lumen; retrograde vesicle-mediated transport, Golgi to endoplasmic reticulum
Cellular component (GO): Golgi membrane
Source: RefSeq, a predicted model, not a curated record
UGCGAAGCGCCUGCGCGGCCGCCUGCCCGCGUCCUCCUUCCCGCGGCCCUCUGAGACCGCGCUCCACCGCAGGGAGCGGCGAGGUACAGGAUGUCUGAAGGUGACAGCGUGGGAGAUUCUGUCCAUGGGAAACCUUCUGUGGUGUGCAGAUUCUUCACAAGACUCGGGCAGAUCUAUCAGUCCUGGCUAGACAAGUCCACGCCUUACACGGCCGUGCGAUGGGUGGUGACGCUGGGCCUGAGCUUCGUGUACACGAUUCGAGUCUACCUGCUGCAGGGCUGGUACAUCGUGACCUACGCCUUGGGGAUCUACCACCUCAACCUUUUCAUAGCUUUUCUUUCUCCGAAAGUGGAUCCUUCCUUGAUGGAAGACUCAGAUGACGGCCCCGCGUUACCAACCAAACAGAAUGAGGAGUUCCGGCCCUUUAUUCGAAGGCUUCCGGGGUUUAAGUUUUGGCACGAGGCGACCAAGGGCAUCCUCGUGGCCAUGGCCUGUACCUUCUUUGAGGCUUUCAAUGUCCCGGUGUUCUGGCCCAUCCUGGUGAUGUACUUCAUCAUGCUUUUCUGUAUCACCAUGAAGAGGCAAAUUAAGCACAUGAUAAAGUACCGGUACAUCCCGUUCACGCAGGGCAAGAGGACGUACAAGGGGAAGAAAGACGCGGGCGAGACGUUUGCCAGCUAGGCGCUCAGCUGGACCCAUCAGAGGCUGAGGACGGUUCUGUGCCAUUGUAACAAUGCCUUCUCCCUUCACAUAAAGUAGUUGAUUUCGGGGGAGUCGAAUUUUCUUUUUAAAAAGGAGCUUCCAUUAUUUGUAACUGAAACAUCAGGUUCUUGAAGAAACUGACAUUUAAACCAAAUUGCAUUGAUUUAUUUUUCAGUGACGUUCAAGUGUUCAAAUGGAUGGAAUUCUAAUAAACUGCAGGCUGGGAGGACUGUCGGAUGGGGUGAGGGGUAGGGUGGGUGGUCUCGGUUGUCCUGUGGUCCUGGAACGGACCUGCACGGAAGGAGCCAGGUUUCGCCCCAGCUGCCCCCCCCCCCGCACCCCUGGAUGCCAUGGCCCCGUCGCCCAGCUGGAUGAUGAUGCUAACCUGAUUCCUGCGCUUUGGAAGAACAUUCGAAAGGUGAUUUUCAAGUAACUCUGGGGUUCUAAUGCCACUUUCCCAAUUUCAUCUCACGAGAGAUGUUUCAAGUUGGUCUCUAUCAUAAUGACUCAAAACUCUGUUCUUAACUACCAUGAUUGCUUUUGAGGGCCUGGAAUUAUAAAUAUAUAUAUUAUA